AUGGCACCCUCGCUCUACGACUAUAAGUACGAUGGUACUACCACGUAUUGCUACUGGAUGGAUCAAGGUAUGCAAGUGUCUAACCUCGACUUCGCAUACGUGCUGGAGAAGGGUACAGGUAUCGAAUGUCCACUCACAAUUACGCUACAGCAAGCCACAACCGGUCCUAUUCUUGUUGGGAAUGAGGUCGAGUACGCUUUUACGGCCACCCUCAACCUGAUUGAAAAUGCGUUUAACCUCACAGAGCUGCAGACAGCAGUACCUGAUCCUACAACGGGGUUACCUAUGCAAAUUGGCCACUCAAACAUCCAUUCCUGCUCCCGUUCGACCGUGUGUGAUAUUUUUCGGACCGGUGCUAAUCGCAAGAUUGUCGACCAGGAGACGUCCAACUUUACUAGUGCUGGCACAGCCGAUUUCCGCCAGAAAAUUACGUACAAUAGUGUGGGUGAACGCAAUGUGUUUGCGCACAUUAUUUUGCCUCCAAAGGACUUUUUACAGGAAAGUUAUCACUUCAUUACGUUCGUUACAACUAAUGUUGAAGCUAGUAGUAGCAGCUUGGCCGAUAGUGACAGUUCAGGACUCUCGACUGGUGCUACAGUGGCUAUGAUUGUAGGUGGAGUAGCAAUCGUUGUUGCUGUCAUUUUAUCGGUGGCUUUCUGGCGCCGCAAACGCCAACCUGGACAGGAAACAAAUAAUUAUCAAAACAGUGGCUUUGGCUUGCCGGCAUCAUAUGUUGCCAACAAAUCCAAAUCGCAUCUAGACUGGAAUGCAGAGCCAGAGUCGCGGUUGACGGCGCAAGGUUCAGGGUUGAAGGAUAAUUACAGCUCAGUAGACCAGGCUCAUGGCUCUCGUGGCCCUGGUCUCAAUGCCAGUGCUCUCAUGUUUAACGAACGUCCCAGCCGUCAGAAUAAAACAGUUUCAUCGUCCGGUUCGCUUCACUCAAGUCGUGGACAAGGUGAUGCUUACAACAACUACGACACGCCCAUGCAGCGCUCAGGAAACAACUUUAACUCAUCGAACGUUUUUGGUGCCUCAAACAACUUUGCCGCAUCUGGUCAUUCAAACAGGGGGGACCCAUAUCAUCAAUCGAAACCUAGAUUCCCGGAUGACUCUAUGUAUGACGAUGGGGAGUCGAUUUUGGCCGAGGAAGACCCCAAUCUUGAAUACGGACGCACUCCUGACCUCGAGACUUUUGGAAUUGGAUCGGAUAAUCAAGGGGGGCCAUCUUUUGGGAGUGAAACGUCCAUGGGAACGUCAUACGACUACGGCACGGAAGACGCGCACUAUGCUCAGGCUCCUUUUAAUCCGCUUCUCAGUGGCUAUGGUCGCGAGUCUGAAACGUCAAGCAUGGGAUCAGCUGACAAUUACACUAUGUUUGAGCAGCCUCCUUCUCGCCGGCGAGAAGAUACGCUGGACGCAAUACUCUCGGGCGACCAGGGUGCUGAAAAUGAAAAUGAUCGUCCUAGCUCCGUGUCUUCGAUUGGUACGGUUGACUUUACUCAAGACGAGCCUUCUGUUCGAUCUCAGAAACCCAUUACAUUCGAGCCGCUGGAUGAGACGUUAACAAUGUCUGCGAUUGCCAAAGGACAAACUGCAAACGCAAUUUCAAACAACCAUCUUGCUGAUUCUAAUUCAAGUGACAACUCGGAGUUUGUUCUUCAUGACAGCUCGGUCACAUUUGCCGCGUCAAAUGUUAGCUCCGACUACGCUAGUACGAUGAGCUCGAUCGAUAUCGACAAUAAUAACAGGGUCAGUAAUAAAAUGAGCAGCGUGAGCGACAUUGUUAGCGAAGUUGCACCAUCGGAGCACGAGGCGAGCACUAGCAACAAGCGCUCGAGCUAUACCAAUAUCAAUGCUAAUAGCAAGAGCGACUAUCCAAAGCUUAAUUAUGAUGAAGGCAGUAGUUUUGGCAGCGGAUUAGAAGGCUCAAGUUUGGGAUCAGGCUUUGAAAGCUCGAGUUUCGACGGCACAGAGGGUGUCAUUCGCUCGAGCUAUGGUGCAAACCUGACAAGUGACAAUCUCAAUGCUCGCGUCACUGACCAAAAGCUAGAUGCCACCAACAGUAAAAACGAUUUCAGCAAUACUCACUCGACUUAUGACUUUGAUGACAAGUCUUUUCGUGGUUCAAAUUCGUUCGCUCUAUCACCAUCUGAUACUGACGUUAUGACUGACGAUGAUCUUCGGUCAAAAAGCGUAUCUUCUGCUGAUGGUGAGAGUUACGAAUUUUAA
Molecule: messenger RNA, 2229 nt
Organism: Plasmopara halstedii
Lineage: Eukaryota; Oomycota; Peronosporomycetes; Peronosporales; Peronosporaceae
Exons: 2
Coding region: 1-2229 (742 amino acids)
Source: RefSeq, a predicted model, not a curated record